This is a messenger RNA of Stomoxys calcitrans (stable fly), 1489 nucleotides long. Its product is annotated as UPF0488 protein CG14286. Lineage: Eukaryota; Metazoa; Arthropoda; Insecta; Diptera; Muscidae. The transcript is spliced from 3 exons. The record is from RefSeq and is a predicted model, not a curated record. The coding region runs from base 119 to 718 and encodes 199 amino acids.
UUUAAUAAUUGAGCCAUGACCACUACAUUGUAAUUGUCGAAUAUUUAUAUCAAUUGAUAAAUUUAUAUUUACUAAUUCAUUUUGGAGAAUUGCUAAAUAAUUCGUAUUUUGUUUCAAAAUGAGCAAAAUGAGAAAACCAAAGACUUUAAGAGCACCUAUGCCAAUUGUUGCCAACACUAGCAGUAGUGGAAGGGAGGAAAUGGAUCGACAGUUUGAACUGGAGCUAUGUUGGUGCGUGCAGCAGCUGGAAACUGCGCUAAACUCGGGAAAGUUGAGUCAAAAAGUCGCGGACGAUACCCAUAAAAACCUAAAAAUAUUGAAAGGACACAAUCCUAUUAUAAAAAAACGCCAAGUAAUGAAGUCAUCAUUGGGCGACUAUCGCGCUAAAAUGAAAGAAGAGGAAAAAAAAAUGUCUCUGGCUCCCAAACAAAUAAAAUUUAGGACUUCAUCAGCAGGCGAUGGAAAAAAGUCUAGUUUUGUUAAGAAGUCUGCAAUAUCAAGUUCAGGAAAAGAUUUUAAAUUUAAUUUUAAAAUGACGCCUGAUAAUGAUUUAAAUGAAAAAGCGCAAAUGAAUUCCACGAUCACAAGAAAAUUUGAAAGCAGUGUUAACCCAGAGAAGAUAAAUUUAAAUUCAGACGGCAGUCAAUUUGCGUUUAACUUUGUCAUCGACGAUAUCCAUGAUGACAUUAGUUUCGAUGCACUUUCUAUAAAAAAUUAAAAUGAUUUUCAGAUAAAUGCACUGAAAAGACAUUGACAUUUAAAAAUCAACAUUUGCUGCAAAACAAUGGGCCCAAUUACCUGUUUCAGAUGCAACAAACACCAGAAAGCAGCGUGGACUAACAUUUUGAACCAGAGAACAUGAGGAUAUCUAAACUACACUAAAACUGAACAUUUCGGAGUCUAUACUAUAUUGGCCACGCCUACUUUAAGAGCUGGUAGUGGAUGUUUCAACUAAUGCCGAUUGGUGUUAAUUUUUUAUGUAUUUGAAAACUGCAUUGAUAUUGUCUAAUGGCUUUCCAGGCUUUUGUUCAGCAGAAUUGAUUGAUGAUAAUGUGAGGGUGAUAUGCAUGUUUCCAGGGUUACCACAUUUCGGGCAUAGUUGACUAACAUUUCCAUGUUGGUUUGUCGCAAUGGAAAGACCCAUACGAAGUAGGCCAAAAUGCAGAUUGUCCAUUUAUCGAUAAUAGUCUGGUAUAUUGGAACUAUGCAAUUGGGAUUAAUGACGUUGUAGUGGUAAUAUUGGAAUGGUCUACGAUUGUUGGACUGCUGUUGUUGAAGUUCGGAAAUAGUAUCCAUUUUUAAAUCGAUUUACUCUAUUAUAGUAUCUUCUAUCAAUGGCACUAUACGCAUAUUUAGCAGCAGCGUAUACGUUUCUUUUAGAAAAAUGGAGAUUCACGCAAUGGUUUCAAGUGCUAGUUUUAACUAGGAAGAUACCAGAACAAUUAAAUGAAAAAUAUUUUCUACAUGAUAACAUGUUUUCAAAAGCAUA